Messenger RNA from Coregonus clupeaformis (lake whitefish), 4184 nucleotides. It is a transcript of the gene s1pr2, whose product is annotated as sphingosine-1-phosphate receptor 2. NCBI's taxonomy places the organism in Eukaryota, Metazoa, Chordata, Actinopteri, Salmoniformes, Salmonidae. The record is from RefSeq and is a predicted model, not a curated record. Gene Ontology annotation, biological process: sphingosine-1-phosphate receptor signaling pathway. Bases 897 to 2018 code for a protein of 373 amino acids. The transcript is spliced from 2 exons. Gene Ontology annotation, cellular component: membrane. Gene Ontology annotation, molecular function: sphingosine-1-phosphate receptor activity.
AAGCACUGGACUCACGUUCAUCCAGGGAGCGCGAGGGCUCCGGAAGUGAGGUGGUGGAACAUUAAGGACGAAAACAUCUGGACUUCAUUUGUACACUGGAGAGAGAGAAAAAUUCACAAUGCACAAAUCCUGUAAAUCUAAUUAGUGACUAUGAAUAAAGGUAGAGGAUUCAUCUGAACAUUCUAAGUGAAAACCAUUAGCCCGCAAAUGGGAAUGGUGUUCGUUCAUAUUCUGUAGUAGGACGUUUUUCUACAGUGGUUUUGAGUGGGGUAAUGUGUGUGUGACCGGCGCGUAAUGUGCGCGCGCCUCCCUGUAGUUGCAUAGCCCGUGGAGCUGUUGUUCUCAGAGUUGGAGAAGGGACAAUCACACGGACACUGGGAAUAGAGUAUGAGCCUAACGAAAAGUCUUACGCAUUGUCUUUAAAAUCUUUUGUAUUGGGAAUCAUUCAGUCUUCGCAGUAUAUAAUUUGAUUUCGGAUUUUUUUAGGCGGUUGUUCCAGCUAUGGAUUUACCAAUGACUAGACAAGCAACACUGUCCAGUCGUCAUCGGAACUUUUGAUUGUCCUCAUUGCCCUCGACCCAGAAGAAGACCGCGCUCACAAAUCAAGUGAACUUUUUGAAAAGGCAUUUGAUUUGGAGAUAGAUAGCCACACGAUAAAACUUUGUCGACAACAACCACAACUACAUAGGCCUACUUUGGUUUUGCUGCACCCGCCGACUUCGCACAUGGGGUGACCCAACGAGGCUUCCUGGGCCACUGAGACGUGAUUCUGGGACGGGCACAGUCUCUCCCUCAGCCUUCCUGCCCUGCGUCCUGCCCCUGUCUCCCAGACGUCUCCUCUUGAGAGAAUGACCAUCGGCCCAGACCAGCUCUACCGCCACCAUACCACUGUGUGAAUGACUCUUUGCCGAAAAGCCACCGUGCUCUGCCACCCCGUCGUUGCCAUGAAGAGCAAGUAUUCCCAGUACUACAACCGGACCCUGAUCCAUACCCACUAUGUGUUUGCCAAGGACAUGACCUCGGAGGAGCUGGAGGAGCGCACGAAGGGGAAGGCCCAGCUCAGCUCCCUCAACAUCGUCUUUGUCAUCAUCUGCAGCAUCAUCAUUCUGGAGAACCUGCUAGUGCUCAUUGCCGUAUUCCGCAACAAGAAGUUUCACUCCGCCAUGUUCUUCUUCAUCGGGAACCUAGCCUUCUCCGACCUGCUGGCCGGCUCCGCCUACAUCGCCAACAUCUUCCUAUCAGGGCCAAGGACCUUUGAGUUGGUGCCGGUGCAGUGGUUCAUCCGGGAGGGCACGGCCUUUAUAGCGCUGGCCGCCUCCGUCUUCAGCCUGCUGGCCAUCGCCAUCGAGCGCUACAUCGCCAUCACCAAGGUCAAGGUGUACGGCUCCAACAGGACGUGUCGUAUGUUCCUGCUGAUCGGGGCGUGCUGGGUCACCUCCAUCCUCCUGGGGGGCCUGCCUAUUAUUGGCUGGAACUGCAUCAACAACCUGCCUGAGUGCUCAGCCUUGCUGCCUCUCUACUCCAAGAAGUACAUCCUGUUCGUGGUCACCAUCUUCAGCAUCAUCCUGCUCUCUAUCGGCAUCCUUUACGUGCGCAUCUACCUGAUCGUGCGCUCCAGCCACCAGGAGGCCACCAACUCUCCGGCCUACGCCCUGCUGAAGACAGUCACCAUCGUGCUGGGCGUCUUCAUCGUGUGCUGGCUGCCCGCCUUCACUGUCCUCCUCCUGGACACCUCCUGCCGCCGGCCGGACUGCCCCGUCCUCUCCAAGGCAGACAUCUUCUUCGGCAUCGCCACGCUUAACUCAGCACUCAACCCGCUGAUCUACACGCUACGCAGCAAGGACAUGAGGAAAGAGUUCCUCCGUGUGCUGUGCUGCUGGGGGCUGCUGACCAGCGGGCGCCCCACCGACCGAUGCCUGGUGCCCCUCAAGAGCUCCAGCUCUAUGGAGCACUGCACCAACAAACACGAACACCAGACCACACCCAUAAUGCAGGCAGAGUGCACCACCUGUGUCUGACUCAAUGCUAUAAUCACACAGUGUGUGUUUCUGAAUGUGAAUGCGUUUGUGUGCGUGCGUGUCUGAGAGACUGGGUGUGUGAGAGGGAUAGUGUGUGUGAUGGGGCUGUGUGCAGGUGAGGAGACUUAAAGAUGAAAGCACACCUGUGAACCCUCAACCCCCAUCCCCACUCCAGACCUGUGACACAGAAGACUGUUUGUCUGGAGAGAUGUCACAACAUAGUUGACUCUCAUUACAGUCAUACCUGUGUCAAUUCACAAUCAGCAUUCAACCGAUUCACCACAAGAGCGUGAUAACACAAUCAUCCUCGAGUGAAUUCACUAUUAUGCAAUGAAUUCACAAUCGUAGCUGAGACUUUUUUUUUUUUUUUUUUACAAUGUUUUAGUUUUUUUCUUAGGGACUCUCAACUAUCACAGAGUGAAGUCACAAUCUUUGUUGAGACUCUUAUUGAAAGCCAAAUCCACAGACACCAUUUAAAUAAUACAUCAUCGUGAUGCUGAGUUGUUGUUGGGGUGUUUUACAGCUCCCUGAUAAUGGAAAGCUUUCAAAUAUUGCACUUUGUAGACAUGUAAGCAUUGUGUGAUUAUUCAUGCUGUCACCCUCUUGAAAGGUUCAACCACAGAAGCCUCCCUGAGUGAAUUAUAUAUGUAUCCAUACAUACAAUACUCAUAGGCCAUUGCUCAUAUAGAGAGACGGGAGGCACCCAGGCAGUGACUAGUCCACAACUCAGUACUGCGCUCCACGCAGGCCAAAACCCUUACAAGUACCCCUCUAAACCAGGGCUAUAUAUCCUCAUAUAUAAAACAUGCAUAGAUCCCUUUGAUUAACUGCAAAAACAAAAGUACUCUGCUUACGUAUAUUGCAUGACAUUCUAACUCCUUUGUAAGAACUAAUGUGUAUUGGUGUACUCCAGUAAGUUCAGCUUGAUCAUUAACAUGCUUUCCCUCUCUCUCUCUCUCUGCCCACUUUUUAAUCUGUCCCUCUCGCUUUUACUGUUGUCUUUUGUAACUAAAGUUUCCUAAGAGGAAGGCCCAAACAGAAAACACAUUUCCUGAAGUGAGAAGGCACUGAUAAAUUUCACUCAAUGACAGCUACCCAGCAGCCCAUAACCAACAGGACUGUUGUCAUAACGAUGUUGUAGCAACACCGUGGCAGAGUGUGCUUUCUGUUAAUAUUGGGCCUUGCUCCAGGGGAAUGGGCCUGAAUGUAAGUAUGAAGUGUUUGGAGCGAGACCGCUCUAUUUUUCGACAGUAUUAUUGAUCAUUGACUUGUCAUUGACGUGCAGAGAGUGGGAUUAAACAGGGUAGGUCAAUCUCACUGUGAUGUCUUAAAAACAGACCACAACAAAUAACAGCAACAUCACCACCAAGCCAGUCCAGGUAGAAUGGUUGAAAAGCAGUACAGUCCUGUUCAACACAGGAAGACAUGGGAUUAUUCCGGAGUAGACACGUCUUCAUCUUCCCCAAUCCCAAUAAUGCCCCUCCAUAAACGAGAGAAGAUCCAGUUUCAAGGGGAGCGGGGUAUUCUCUUAGACACCUAAAUAAGCUCUACUUCCUCUAACCACAGGAAGUCCUGUGUUUCAUAAAUCGGUUCCUGUUGUUCAAGAUUAACCUCAUCUGCCUUUGUCCAGACACACACUCACUCACACUUGGCCACGCCUCUUCAUAUUUCCAUGCAGGUUUUUACAGCCUGCUAGUUAGACAGCCAGCCCUAGCCUGGAAUCCAAACUGCUAUGCUCUGUUACACAAUUGUUUCACUUCACAAUAAACUGAGAAUAUAAAUGUAGAUUCCAGGCUAGGCCAGACCGGUAGGAAUAGUGAAAGCACUUUGGCAGCUUCCAUAUUGCCUGAUUGCCUGCUCUCUCCCGGGUUUUAAAAGACAGAGAUGUGUUUUAGGCUGUGCAGACAUACCUAUCACUUCAUUCAUGUGUUGCCUAACCCUGUAUAAUUUUUAUAAAUAUAUGAAUAACUAUGUAUGUAAGUAUGUACAGUAUGUAUGUAUGUAUGAACUGUGUUCAUGUAUGGAAUGUCUUGUGUGCAAUAGCUUUGUGUGUCCAGUAGCACGCUACCUGUGUCAGACCGGUACAUCUUAAACACUAAUAGUGGUACAUAAUUUGUUUUUUCUUAAAUGCAUUCCUUUUUAUAAAAUAAAUUAAAUAUCAAAAGA